Molecule: messenger RNA, 560 nt
Organism: Drosophila subpulchrella
Lineage: Eukaryota; Metazoa; Arthropoda; Insecta; Diptera; Drosophilidae
Exons: 1
Coding region: 51-560 (169 amino acids)
Source: RefSeq, a predicted model, not a curated record
GCUCGCACGAAGUUUUUCAUUUCCCACAAUCCUUGCGAGUAACUAGAGCGAUGGACCUAUUCCGGCGUAAUCCCCUUCUGGAGGUGGCCAAGUGCGAGAUGUGUCCCAAGCCGGUGUACCACUUUGUGACCGGAUUGUGUGCCCGUUGCCUGACCAUUUGGGCCGGAAGAAAACAGCAGGACCCGAUGAGAAUCACCGUGGAUCAAUCGCGGGCACUUCUCGUAGGCAUGGUCCGGGAGCCCGAGGACCUAAGUCAAAUGGAUCCUGUUUUCCGGCGGGUUAUAGAGGAGACGCGGAUGCAGCGCACGCAGAAAGUGGAGCUGUUCCAAAAGGUUCGCCAGCAGUUCCAGCUCACCGUUCUCACCACUCCGUUUUACGACCCAUGUCCAAAAUAUGUCGUCAACGAGGAUUACUGGAAUGUCCCGGAAAUCGAAGAUAUGGAUGUAGUGAUGUUCCAAAACCAAAUUGACCUGUUGAGCGAUAUACCCCUGCAGUCUCAUGACGACCAUGACCAAAACAACAAUGGAUGUCCACCAAAAAAGAAAUUUAAGGAUGCUUAA